AUGAGCAUGCGGUCAGCAGCAGUGCCGCAGACGGUCCUCUCUACAAGUGUUAUUCAGGAGCCGUUUCGGCCAGAUUACCUCGGUGCGGCAGCCAGAGACGAGAAAACACAGCCUUUUUGCGGUAAUAAAGAAGGAUGGGGCCCAAUUAGCCCCUUCCGGUACGACUUUACACCCUGCUUCCUCGACGUGUGGAUCAGUGUUGUGGCGGCAUUUGGCAUCAUAUUUGGCGCAACUGCCAUCUGGUGGCUCCUGAAGAAAAGAAGUCCGUCACCCGUCACUCGGAACUGGCAUUUCUACACCAAACUCGCAGUCCUCGCUGCUUUGCUCGUCACCACCGCACUUCAAGCAUGCCUACAGAUCAAUGCGCUUCCUGGGGUAUGGAUCGGCGACUUUCGCUUCUGGACCUCAAUCAUCACGUUGGUCUCGCUGGCAAUCAUUGGCGGCAUUCAAUACAUUGAGCACUGGCGGAGUCGGCAGCCAAAUGGCAUAGUGCUAUUCUACUGGCUGUUCCUGCUGAUAGCUUUCGGUGUGAAGCUUCGGUCGCUCAUCUCACAGCAAGCGUUCCGAACCCGGCUACCAUACUUUGUCACAUUCUGUGUCAGCUUUGGGCUUGCUGUGUUGGAAUUCGCUCUGGAGUACCUGGUUCCGAAGAAACAGUCCGCAUACGAUGCGCUGGGUGACGAAGACGAAUGUCCAAUUGAAUAUGCAGAUAUUUUCAGUAUCCUUACAUUCAGCUGGAUGACCCCAAUGAUGAAAUAUGGGUAUAAGGAGUACCUCACGCAGGAUGACCUAUGGAAUCUUAGAAGGAGGGAUACUACAAAAGUGACUGGGGAUAUAUUGGAGCAGACAUGGGCUGAUGAGCUUGAAAAGAAACGCCCGUCUUUGUGGAUAGCUCUAUUCCGGGGUUUUGGUGGGCCCUACUUCUGGGGCUCCGUCAUCAAAACUUUUAGUGAUACUUUAUCAUUCGUACAGCCACAAUUGCUGAGGCUCCUGAUUUCUUUCGUUGACUCCUAUCGGGGUGGCAAUCCUCAUCCUCAGCCUGCGAUCAGAGGAGCGGCGAUCUCGCUUGCUAUGUUUGCCGUGUCAGUAGCACAAACAGCUUUGCUCCACCAGUAUUUCCAGCGUGCUUUUGAAACAGGCAUGAGGGUUAAGUCGUCAUUGACUUCCAUGAUAUACGCCAAGUCAAUGCGAUUAUCGAACGAAGGCCGGGCCUCAAAGUCUACAGGAGACAUUGUUAACUACAUGGCUGUUGACACGCAACGACUACAGGACCUUACGCAGUAUGGCCAGAUGCUAUGGUCCGCACCAUUUCAGAUUGUUUUGUGUAUGCUGUCAUUAUAUCAAUUGGUUGGUAUUAGCAUGCUAGCAGGUGUCGCUGCUAUGUUACUCAUGGUACCUAUCAACGGGUUGAUUGCCAGGAUCAUGAAAAAUCUUCAAAAGAAACAGAUGAAAAAUAAGGAUGCGAGGACACGGCUUGUGACGGAGAUACUAAACAACAUGAAAAGCAUUAAAUUGUUCGCCUGGUCUCAAGCAUUCAUGAACAAGCUCAACUUCGUCCGCAACGAGCAGGAAUUGAAGACUCUCCGCAAGAUUGGCGCUUCCCAAGCUUUUGCGAACUUCACUUGGUCGACGACUCCUUUCCUGGUAUCGUGCUCUACUUUCACCGUCUUCGUUCUCACGAGAGACGAACCUUUGACAACGGAACUUGUCUUUCCGGCUCUAACGCUUUUCAAUAUGCUCGGCUUCCCUUUGGCCAUCCUUCCCAUGGUGAUUACGUCCAUCAUCGAGGCCACGGUAGCAGUAGGGCGCCUUACUAGCUUCUUCACGGCAGAGGAAUUGCAAGCCAAUGCCGUGCAGACGAAGGAUGCGGCUGCAAAUAACGGGGAUGAAUCAGUCCGUGUCCGGGAUGCUACUUUCACAUGGGAUCGUAAUGAAGGUCGCCACUGUUUAGAGAACAUCAAUUUUGUCGCGCGCAAAGCGGAACUCAGCUGUAUUGUAGGUCGAGUUGGAGCAGGAAAGUCGUCUUUCCUAGAAGCCAUUCUCGGAGACAUCUGGAAAAUUCAUGGCGAGGUCGUUGUACAUGGUCGUACUGCAUACGUGGCGCAGCAAGCAUGGGUCAUGAAUGCAAGCUUCAAGGAGAAUAUUGUAUUCGGCCAUCGCUGGGAUCCACACUUCUACGAGCGAACAAUCAAUGCCUGCGCUUUGACUGAAGACCUAAAGACACUGCCGGAUGGAGACCAGACCGAGGUGGGAGAACGAGGAAUAUCUUUAUCUGGGGGACAGAAAGCUCGUCUGACUCUGGCAAGAGCUGUGUACGCCCGGGCUGAUGUCUACCUUUUUGACGAUUGUCUUUCCGCUGUAGAUCAGCAUGUGGGAAGACACUUGAUCGAGAACGUACUCGGAUCGAAAGGUUUGUUGGCGGGGAAAACUAGAAUACUAGCGACCAACUCAAUUCCAGUACUUUUUGAGGCGGACUUCGUUACCCUAAUUCGUGAUGGCAGAAUCUUAGAAAAAGGGACGUAUGAACAGCUCAUCGCAAUGAAGGGAGAGGUUGCAAAUUUGAUCAGGACCGCCAAUAAUGAAGAAGACCAAGAGACUCCAUCUCCUAGCGUGGAAGACAGCAGAGAUUCCACAAGCUCAGAGAGUGAGGAAUCCAACACUGUCUUUGGUACAGGCACCGGCGACUCAUUGACGGAAGAGAAGGACGAAGCUCAAGAAGGCAUCACUCAACUGGCCCCCAUACGAGCCAACGCAGGCACUGGGCGAAGAGCGAGCAGCAAUACGUUAAGACGCGCAAGCACAGCAUCAUUCAAGGGCCCCCGUGGCAAGGUGACCGAUGAGGAAGGAGAAGCCGUCAAAUCAAAGCAGAGCAAAGAGUUUUCUGAACAAGGCAAAGUGAAGUGGAACGUAUAUUUGGAGUAUGCAAAGACCAGCAAUCUGAUUGCUGUGUGCAUCUACCUGAUCACACUCAUUGGCGCACAAACGGCUCAAAUUGGGGGUAGCUUAUGGUUGAAGCAGUGGUCCGAGGUCAAUCAGGAAUACGGUGGCAAUCCCCAGGUCGGCAAAUACAUCGGAAUCUAUUUUGCCUUUGGAAUUGGUGGCGCUGGUCUUGUCGUGAUACAGACGCUCAUACUGUGGAUAUUUUGCUCGAUAGAGGCUUCGCGUAAACUCCACGAAAGGAUGGCCUACGCGAUAUUCAGAUCCCCAAUGAGUUUCUUCGAGACCACCCCUUCCGGACGGAUCCUGAAUCGUUUCUCCAGUGACAUUUACCGAGUCGAUGAGGUGCUGGCGAGAACCUUCAACAUGUUGUUUGUCAACAGUGCUCGGGCCUUUUACACACUCAUCCUGAUUGCUGUCUCCACCCCAGUCUUCGUAGCGUUGAUCAUUCCUCUCGGAGCCGUCUACCUCUACAUUCAGCGUUACUACUUACGUACAUCAAGGGAGCUGAAACGCCUCGAUAGCAUUAGCAGAAGUCCGAUUUAUGCACAUUUUCAAGAGUCUUUGGGCGGCAUCACAACGAUCCGUGCUUAUCGCCAGCAGAGCAGGUUUGCUUUAGAGAACGAAUGGCGGGUGGAUGCAAAUCUUCGGGCGUACUUUCCGUCCAUCAAUGCAAACCGGUGGCUUGCAGUUCGACUCGAGUUCAUCGGUUCCUUUAUCAUCCUGGCGGCAGCUUCUUUUGCUAUCAUAUCUGUUUCUACAGGCAGUGGCUUGUCAGCAGGCUUAGUGGGUCUAGCAAUGUCAUAUGCCUUGCAGAUUACCACUAGUCUGAAUUGGAUUGUGAGGCAGACUGUGGAGGUAGAGACGAACAUAGUCUCGGUCGAACGUGUCUUGGAGUAUGCUAGGCUACCGAGCGAGGCGCCUGAUGUUAUCUCAAAGCACAGACCCAAGAUCAGCUGGCCUGGGCAAGGGGCUGUCAAGUUCAACAACUAUUCGGCAAGAUAUCGACCAGGAUUAGACCUGAUCCUCAAAAACAUCAACAUCCAUAUUAAAUCCCACGAGAAGAUCGGCGUCGUCGGCCGUACUGGAGCGGGAAAAUCCUCCCUUACCUUGGCUUUGUUCAGGAUCAUUGAGCCUGACGCUGGAAACAUCUCGAUCGAUGACCUGAACACAUCGACCAUUGGCCUUCUCGAUCUCCGAGGCAGGCUUGCUAUCAUUCCUCAGGAUGCAGCUCUCUUCGAAGGUACUAUCCGAGACAACUUGGACCCAGGUCACAUUCACGAUGAUACGGAACUUUGGAGCGUGCUAGUGCUUGACGAGGCGACCGCAGCGGUAGACGUGGAGACAGAUGCUAUGCUGCAGACUACCCUGAGAAGCAAUAUGUUCAAGGACCGCACUAUUAUAACAAUUGCGCAUCGGAUCAACACCAUCAUUGACUCGGAUCGGAUCGUCGUUUUGAACCACGGGACUGUUGCAGAAUUCGAUACUCCCUCGGCUUUAGUCCGUCAUAGGGGACUAUUUUAUGAAUUAGUCAAAGAAGCUGGCUUGCUCGACAGUGUUGAAGCAUAA
Messenger RNA from Letharia lupina, 4506 nucleotides. RefSeq lists its product as uncharacterized. Gene Ontology annotation, cellular component: membrane. Gene Ontology annotation, biological process: transmembrane transport. Gene Ontology annotation, molecular function: ATP hydrolysis activity; ABC-type transporter activity; ATP binding. The coding region runs from base 1 to 4506 and encodes 1501 amino acids. The transcript is spliced from 2 exons. NCBI's taxonomy places the organism in Eukaryota, Fungi, Ascomycota, Lecanoromycetes, Lecanorales, Parmeliaceae. The record is from RefSeq and is a predicted model, not a curated record.